Molecule: messenger RNA, 2419 nt
Organism: Corapipo altera (White-ruffed manakin)
Lineage: Eukaryota; Metazoa; Chordata; Aves; Passeriformes; Pipridae
Gene: ETNK2
Product: ethanolamine kinase 2
Biological process (GO): phosphatidylethanolamine biosynthetic process
Cellular component (GO): cytoplasm
Molecular function (GO): ethanolamine kinase activity
Source: RefSeq, a predicted model, not a curated record
AUGGCUUCCCAACGGCGGGCGGCUCCUCCGCGCAGCCCCCGGCACAUGGGCCGCGGCUCCGGCAGCGCGGAGCUGGCCAUGGCCGCACCGCCCGCCCGCUGCCCCGACUGCCCGGGGCCGGGGCCGGAGCGGGGGGGCGGCGGCGGGACCCCCGCCGUGCCCCACCUCGGCAUUGCGGUGGACGAGCGUGACGUGCUGCCCGGGGCGCUGCGGAUCGUGCGGGAGAUGAGACCCGGCUGGGGGCCGGCCAGGGGGAGGACCAAGCUCUUCACGGAUGGCAUCACCAACAAGCUGGUGGCCUGUUACAUGGACGAGGGGAUGGCGGACGCGGUGCUGGUCCGUGUCUACGGCAGGAAGACGGAGCUGUUGGUGGACCGGGAGACGGAGCUGAGGAACUUCCAGGUGCUGCGUGCCCACGGCUGUGCCCCCGACCUGUACUGCGCCUUCCAGAACGGGCUCUGCUACCAGUUCCUGCCGGGCAUCGCGCUGGGGCCCGACCACGUGCGGGACCCCCACAUCUUCAGGCUGGUGGCUCAGGAGAUGGCCCGAGUCCACGCCAUCCACGCCAACGGGAGCCUCCCCAAGCCCAUCCUCUGGCAGAAGCUGCACAAAUACCUCACCCUCGUGAAGACAGAGCUCAGCCCAAAGGUAUCCAACCCCAGCCUCCAGCAGGACGUGCCCAGCCUGGAGACGCUGGAACAGGAGCUGGCCUGGAUGAAGGAGGCGCUGUCCCAGCUGGGCUCCCCCGUGGUGCUCUGCCACAACGACCUGCUCUGCAAGAACAUCAUCUACGACAGGACACGAGAGCAGGUUCGCUUCAUAGACUACGAGUACACCGGGUACAACUACCAGGCUUUUGAUAUCGGGAACCACUUCAACGAGUUUGCAGGUGUGAAGGAGGUGGAUUAUGGCCUCUAUCCCAGCAAGGAGACCCAGCUGCAGUGGCUGCACUCCUACCUGCAGGCCUACAAACAGCUCACCCAGGGGGACCCAGGCAGCUCUGGGGUGUCCGAGGAGGAGCUGGAGACUCUCUAUGUGCAAGUGAACAAGUUUUCCUUGGCAUCCCAUUUCCUCUGGGCAUGCUGGGGUCUGAUCCAGGCUAAAUACUCUACCAUAGACUUUAAUUUCUUAAGAUAUGCAAAGUUAAGGUUUAAACAGUACUUCAAGAUGAAACCGGUGGUCACAGCCCUGCAGGUCUCCAAAUAGCCCCACUGGCUCCGAGCCCCCGAGCUCUUCCGUCCUCGCUGCGUCCACGGCCCCGCAUCCCCCUCGCCCUUCCCCACCCCGCCGGGGGCGAGGGCAGGUCCUGACAGUGGGCAAGGGGGAGGAGAGGAGCUCUGACCCGGCCACCGACCAAAGGGGACCCUGGACAUGCCCGAGACUGGACCAUGAGAUGCUGGAGAGGCCCCACGGCCCCGGAGAGGCCGCUGCCCGCACGAGGCAGCCCCACCAUCGCCUUAACGCCGAGCCCCGCUCGGCCCCGUGCCUGGCAGGUCCGUGCCCUGCUGGCACUGCUGCUGCUUGGCCUGGCACCUGGUUUGCUCCCUCUGUGCUGUCCCUGAGGGGCAAAAUGGGUCCCCCCUCCAUCCGCUCAGGAGCCCCCAGAGCUGCCCAGUCACUUUGCUGCCCGGUGCUCACGUUGUGCCCGUCGCCUUUGCUGUGCCGUCUCUGUCCUCUUGUGCCCUGGGUGCCACUGGGGCUCUCACUCCCAAACCAGCACCUUCCCUGGGUCCAUACUGAUCCCAGGCAUGGGACCCUUUUCCAUGGGGGGUGGGAGCUGCUGUGCUCCAGCUCAGGUGGUGCAAAGGAGGAAGGGGCAGAGCCAGCCGUGAGCCACGUGGGUUUGCGGCCAGGGGGCUGCUGUGGGUGGGCCCUGGGUGUCUGCACCCCCUGUGCUGUGCUCAGUCCAUGGCUGGCCCUGCCUGUCCCUGUGGCUGGCCCUGCCUGUCCCCUCGGCCAUGGUCUCCCACACCCCCCUUGGCUUCAUGACUUCCCCCAGAGCAUCCUGUGCUUCCAGAGCAGGGGGCUCCCAGCUCUGCCUUCCCCGUCUCCCCCAGGGCUGGGGGUGUUGGUCCUGCCCCUCCACCCUCCCUGUGCUCCUCUCUGGGCUGUGGGACCCCCUGGGAGGAGUUUGGGCAGAGCUGACCUGCUCCUGGAGCCGGGCACAGCUUCCCCCCCUCAGCACUCGGCUACUCCCCCACCACAGGCUGUGUGAGGGCUGUCCUGGCCUGCUGAGCACUGUCCAGCUCAUCACAGUGGUUGUGCAUCACCUGGGGGUGGAAUGGAAUCCCUCUGCACCUGCCUUGGCUGGUGGCUGUCCCCUCCCUAUGGGCACAGGAACCUCCCCCAGCAAGAACCAGGACUGUUGUUGCAUCUGUGUUUGUUUCGGUGCAAAAUAAAAGCUGCUGGUAGCUGAAAA